This is a messenger RNA of Drosophila arizonae, 699 nucleotides long. It is a transcript of the gene mRpL11, whose product is annotated as mitochondrial ribosomal protein L11. Gene Ontology annotation, molecular function: structural constituent of ribosome; large ribosomal subunit rRNA binding. NCBI's taxonomy places the organism in Eukaryota, Metazoa, Arthropoda, Insecta, Diptera, Drosophilidae. Gene Ontology annotation, cellular component: mitochondrial large ribosomal subunit; ribosome. The record is from RefSeq and is a predicted model, not a curated record. Gene Ontology annotation, biological process: translation.
UGUUGCUCUUCUUCUUCCCAUUCGCAUUGGAUCUUUUUGCAUAACAAUCAUAUUCUGAAAUAGCGGAUAUCAUCAAUUAAAAUGUCUAAAGCAGCGGGGAAAUUAAAAUCAUUAAAGAAAACAGUCGAGCGAGUAACGCAUACGACAAAACUAAAAACAAAUAUUCCCGCUGGCAUGGCAGCAGCCGGCCCGCCACUGGGUCCCAUGCUAGGUCAGCGAGCCAUUAACAUUGCUGCGUUUUGCAAGGACUUUAACACGAAAACUGCGGAAAUGAAAGAGGGCGUACCACUGCCAUGUCGGAUAUCAAUGAACAGUGAUCGCAGCUACGACUUGGUCAUACAUCAUCCGCCAGCCACAUUUUUCCUUAAGCAAGCGGCCGGCAUUCAGCGAGGCACAAUGACUCCAGGGCGAGAGGUUGCCGGAAAGAUUACUCUAAAGCAUUUGUACGAAAUAGCGGCAAUCAAGAUACAAGAUCCACCCAAUGCAAUGCUAACCAUGAAACAAAUGUGUGAGAUGCUCAUUGGCAUUGCACGAACUUGUGGAAUAAAGGUAGUUCGUGAUUUAGAUCCCACGGAAUAUGCUCAGUUCUUGGAAGAGCGCAAAGUUAUUGUCGAGGAACAGCGACGUGAGCUCCAGGAAAAACGCGAGGCGAAAAUGUUGAGAACGGGCUAAAUAUAUUGUAUGAUUUGUUAAUAUAUA